UUAAUUUGCUUGCCAUAUGCUAAGCAUGCCCACAUGUCCACAUAUAGAUCAGCUGAUGCACAAUAACUUGGUGAUGACAAAAAUUACUCAUAUGUCUAAGCUUUCAUUACUUCUGAGUUAUUGACUGUUGUGAUCUCUAACAACUCAUUUACUCAUUUUUGAUCGGGUUUGUCAACAAGAACUUUUUUAGACAGACACCCAUUUUCAACUUGGGAUGGAAAGAAGCAGAGUCCAGGUACCUUGCUUUGUUAAACAAAAAGACAAAACCAAAAAAACUUAAACAUUCACAAGCUUCUGUUUUCUCAUGUGCUUAAUGGCAUUUAUAGUCCAAACAUAGUAAAAUUUCAUAAGGUUGUGUUUAAAACUGGUUGAGACUUCUUAUGAAAGCACUGUGCAAAUACGGAGUGUUUAAUGUUAAAGCUACUUCUCCUUUAGUGCUAUGCAGGUUUAAAGAAUGAAUGAAAAUAGUAAUCAUUGGACGAAAUGUGUUUCUGUUCUCUUAAUAAAGACCUUAUAUUUUUAUGUAAGUGACUGAAGGUCACUCACUUUUGUUCUAAGGCACCUUAAUUAAUUUGUCAGGUUAUGCACAGCAGCAGCUUUUAACAGACCUCGUGCUGCUUAGGUGACAGUUCACCCUCUUGGGCAACAAAGGGCAGAAGUCAUCUCGCAUUUACUACACGCUAGUUCUGUGACUGUCUGCUGCUCAGAAGUUUAAAAAAAUUAAAAUAAAAAGAAAGAACAAGAGGCUGUUUCUAUUCUAUGGCUAGAAGAUUUAGGGAGCUUUUGAAACUUUGUGAUCAGUACCAGGGAAUUUCUCUAUUGCUGUUUCUGAAGCUUAAGUCAUCUUAUUUCUGUGUUUUCUAGUACAAAGUUCUUUUGUUUCAAUAUUGUAAUGCCAAAAUUUGCCAUGAUGACAGCCUGGUCUUGCAAGCUGAGUUUCAGCAUUCUGUAAAAUCCGCUGAAGGGCAGAAAAUAAGCCUCUGGAAUCAGAGCUGCCCUGUCCUAAUUGCGAUAUUCCAGCUGGGACUGUGAUUGUAUAUUCUUCAGAGCAGUUCUGAUUUGCCCCAAGGCAUUUGUGUCCCACAGCAUGUGUUAAACUUUUUAAGGAUGACAGUUUUGCCAGAAAGCUAGCUCAGUAAUUGUACUGUAAAAAACCCCACUUUAUUAAUACAGUAUUGCAUCAGAAAUUGCUAUACUUCUCACAGCCGUCUAAAAUUGUAUUCGCUGAAGUUUUACUGUUUGCUUCCUCUGAAAACAGUAGUUGUUUUAACAUUUCCAGUUUAAUAAUGCAUCCUAGAAGUGCCUUAUGGAAGUCAAAAUACGUUACGCAAGAGGUUGUCAAUGUUCUGGGUAUUUUUCUUUGCUGCUAUUUCAGGUAAAUAGAAAUAUCUGUUUCAUGAGAAAUAAAUAUUUGGCGAUCAUCAAAAGCCUAUGCAAGUUUUCUACUUAUUUAAUUCUGUUUUGGCAUCUGAAGUGAACAUAACAUGGAUAUUGGUUUCUGAAGUAGUGGCAAAAUUUUAACAAUCCUGCAUUCCCAGCUUCCCCUUGAAGAAAAAAAGCAAACCUGAUCAUGUGUAAACCAAAAGUCACUUCUAGUUUCAGUGAGUUAGAGUAGUUAGCAAUAUGGUAUGCAGCUAAUAUAAAUAAGAAAUCCCAUUUUAAGUUGUGGGGGGAGGGAAGAGGAUAACUCUAUACUGACCUUGGUACACCUUAAGAGUGGCUGUGUGAAACUACGUCUAGAAAUCCGUUAAUAUAAAUGGAAGCCAGUCUGAAGUCUUUAUUUUUAAAAAAAAUAAAAAUAAUAAUGACUCUGUUUUGAUUCUUAUUGUGAGGUAUAUAGGUGGGGUCUGCCCUUCGCUCUCCCAACUACCAUCGACUUUACAGAGCGUGAUCAGUGUUAAGAGUUUGGCUUUUGGAAAUAGGCAAUGUUUUCAGCUCCAACAGGCUGGAGUUUUGACUUUAUGGGGCUUUGCUCGCCUAGCAUGCCUAUUAAAGACCAGUCUCGAGGCAUAAGCAGAGAAGAUUGCCUAGCUCACUGAGCAGCUGGAGCCAAAAAAAAUGUUUGUGCUUGUUGCUACUCUCCGGAGUCACUGCCUCAUCAUUUAUUAUCUCAGUGGUAGCAGGAGCAGAAAGCGGCUUCUCCGCAGCUCUUUCUCUGUUCAUACCGUUCCGUGCCUGUUCCUGCCUUCUCCUUCUGCACCUCCAGAAGCCCCUGACCAAUACAGACAUGUCUUCUUCAUUCUUCUUAUUUACUUUUAACCUAUUUUAAGCCAGUUGACCCUAAUCUUGCAAACUCUUAAACUCAUUAGGGUCAAUAAUAUUACGCGUGUGAGUUUUCCUGACGAUUUGAGUGGGCUGGCAAACGCAUGGAAGUACUGCUAUGCUGAUGUAUCUAGUGAGUUUGUUUUUAGGAUGGCAGGUUUUAUAAAGAACCAUGAUUAAGGUUCAUUUGAAUGCAUCUUCUACCAUAAUAUGUCUUUUACCUUAAUUGUGGUCAAGCAUAAUUUUCCUGUUACAGGGGAGAUUUCCAACCUAAUUGAGAUUUCCAACUUGAAAUUCCAGUGCCUAAUUUCUCUAUUCAGGAGCGGGGGGAAAAAAGAAAGAAAGAAAAAAAUCCAUAUCCACAAACAUCAAGAAAUCGAUCAUCCAGUGUUCACGUUCAGAGACUUCUCUGUGAUUUGUUUCUGGCAGCACAGCCAGUUGUUGUAUGUUAACAGGAGGCCAUGUGUGCUGCCAGGCAUGCAUCUGAGAUUAAUCAAAUGUUAUGUUACUCCAGCAAGUGUGCAGGCUUCGUUCCUACAGCGGCUGACGUCACCGGGCGCGCGGAGCCCUCCCACUCCUCCGUGGUAAUUGAUGGUGACGGGCUCUCUGCUGAGCUGUAACGUAACAUAGGGACUGAAUCAGAUCAAGAGCUGAGAGAAAUCGCCAGCAAACACUAUCGCUCCAUAUAGGCAAAAGCUGGGCACUUUAAACCGGGCCUUAGACGGAGGAGUGUUUCAAACGAUGGUUAAUGCAGGAUGAUUUGCUGAAGUUUUCGCUGGCGCGCUGCUUCGCGUCGGAGGUUUUGCUCCUGUCAGAAGCGUUGCUGCUGCUGGAAGGGCUGGCCCGCGUGGAGCGAGGCUGACAUGCUUGACAGACGCCUGAUGUCUCCUCAAACUAAGCACAUGACUCCUGGGGGUUCGGCGGACUCCUACACCAGCCGUCCAUCCGAUUCAGAUGUAUCUCUGGAAGAAGACAGGGAAGCAGUGCGGAGAGAGGCAGAGCGACAGGCCCAGGCACAGCUGGAAAAAGCAAAGACAAAACCUGUUGCAUUUGCAGUUCGGACAAAUGUUGGGUACAGUGCAGCUCACGAUGACGAUGUUCCAGUCCCAGGCAUGGCCAUCUCAUUCGAGGCUAAAGAUUUUCUUCAUGUUAAAGAAAAAUUUAAUAAUGACUGGUGGAUAGGACGAUUGGUAAAAGAAGGCUGUGAAAUAGGAUUCAUACCAAGCCCAGUCAAACUAGAAAACAUGAGGCUGCAGCAUGAACAAAAGGCAAAACAAGGAAAAUUCUACUCCAGUAAAUCAGGAGGAAACUCUUCAUCCAGUUUGGGUGACAUCGUUCCUAGUUCCAGAAAAUCGACGCCUCCAUCAUCUGCUAUAGACAUAGAUGCCACUGGCUUAGAUGCAGAAGAAAAUGAUAUUCCAGCAAACCAUCGCUCCCCCAAACCCAGUGCAAACAGUGUAACAUCACCCCACUCCAAAGAGAAAAGAAUGCCCUUCUUUAAGAAGACAGAGCACAUCCCUCCCUAUGAUGUAGUGCCUUCUAUGCGACCAGUAGUUUUAGUGGGGCCUUCUCUGAAGGGAUAUGAGGUAACAGAUAUGAUGCAAAAAGCAUUAUUUGAUUUUUUAAAACAUAGAUUCGAAGGGCGUAUAUCAAUUACACGAGUCACAGCAGACAUCUCGCUUGCCAAACGCUCAGUAUUAAACAACCCCAGUAAGCAUGCGAUAAUAGAGCGAUCUAACACAAGAUCAAGCUUAGCUGAAGUUCAAAGUGAAAUUGAACGGAUUUUUGAAUUAGCGAGGACACUGCAGUUGGUAGUGCUUGAUGCUGAUACCAUUAACCACCCAGCUCAACUAAGCAAAACCUCUCUGGCUCCCAUUAUAGUGUACGUGAAGAUUUCUUCUCCUAAGGUUUUACAGAGGUUAAUAAAAUCUCGAGGGAAAUCUCAGGCCAAACACCUUAAUGUUCAGAUGGUGGCAGCUGAUAAACUGGCACAGUGUCCUCCUGAAAUGUUCGAUGUAAUUCUUGAUGAGAACCAGCUUGAAGAUGCUUGUGAGCACCUUGCUGACUAUUUGGAAGCCUACUGGAAGGCCACACAUCCACCUAGCAGCAAUCCUCCUAACCAGCUUCUCACUCGCACACUUGCAACAGCCACUCUUCCUAUUAGCCCAGGUCCAAAUAUUAAUUUACAGCAGGGAUCUCAAGGAGACCAGAGGAAUGACCAUUCAGUCCCUGAACGCAGCGGUUCACAAAUUGAAGAGGAAGCACGGGUUGAACCCAUCAAGAAAUCCCAGCAUCGCUCUUCCUCAAGCCAACACCACAACCAUCGCAGUGGUGUUAGAGGCCUUUCUAGGCAAGAAACUUUUGACUCAGAAACACAAGACAGCAGAGAUUCGGCUUACGUAGAGCCAAAGGAGGACUACUCACAUGAGCACGGUGACCACUAUGAUUCUCACAGGGAUCACAAUCAUAGAGACGAGUCCCACGGGAGCAGUGAUCACAGACAUAGAGAAUCAAGGCAUCGCUCAAAGGACCGCGAGCAGGACCACAAUGAAUGCAACAAACAGCGUAGCCGUCAUAAAUCAAGGGACCAAUAUUGUGACAAGGAUGGGGAAGUGAUAUCGAAAAAACGUAACGACGCAGGAGAAUGGAACAGGGAUGUUUACAUCCGUCAGUAACUUUUGCCUCCGGCAGUCUUGUGUUUCUUUGAAGUCUUGUAACAAUGCCCCUUGAAAAUAUCUUUGGGUUCUUCAUUGCAGAACAUAUGGUAUCCUUCUGUAUGCUGAUUUGUAUUGCUGUUGCUUGCAUAGCAAUAGCAUGAAAUAGAAUACUCAUAUACUUAUUUUUUUUGGUUAGUGCUCUAUGAAUUAGCGUAGUACAACUGCAGAGUUCCCGGUGUUGUACUAUGCCAUUUUUCAAGCUGUUUUUUGGUAGCUGCCACUUGAACAAUAUCUGUUGCCAUCAAGGUGUUGUUAGUGUUUUUUAAAAAAAGGUACAUUUGAUGUUUAAUAACUUCCCGUGUAUUCAGCAAGCCAGACUCAGCACAUAAAAAAAUCUGAAACUUUUUGUCUGCUCUGAUUUUUAAUUUGUAUGCACUUGAUUUGCAUAUUGAUUUAAGGGCCACUAUCUGUUGCUUAUACCUCUGGUGGACUCCAUUUGAAGACAAUUCAGUCUUGCCUUACAGCCAGGGGAUCAUAAAGUCAAAAUCUAUUUUCUAUGUACUGGUACUGUGUACUGUAUAUACAGUUUAUAAAUGUUAUUUCUGCAGACACCUUCUUACUAGAUAAGUUUGAUCACACUGUUUUAGAGUCCUAAUGCCAAGUCAGCAGAUUUGCUUUUGAAUUACUGGCAACUGGAACUAGCCUCAUUUAGGAAAUCUGUAACAGUGUUCAACCGAAAUACUUUUUCUUCUGUAGCAGAAAGCUUAUACUUACUGUAAAUACGAAUGAGUGCUUGAGAUAAGGGGUCUAACUCUUAUACCUUACGCUGUCCUUGCAAACCCAAUUUUGCAUUUUAAAUUUACGGUAAAGAUAACGAGCUUACCGCUAUAAAUUAUUCCUUUCUGUACAGGUCACGAAAUUGCAAUGGACACAGCUUAAUUUUUGUUCUGUUGUUCAGAAUACUAGAGCACACAUGACAGAGGCGUGGAUGUGAGUGGGUGGGUGGCGGAUGGGCGGACGUGUGCGUGCGCGCGGCGUUAGGCAGCAAAGCGUGAGAAUCUACUGAAGACAACAAAGGCUACUCAAAAGCCCAGCGAGCCUGUUUCUUCUUUCUCUCUAUUAAUUUAAAAAUCCAAAUUGCCGUCAGGGACUAUGAGGGAGUUUACUGGCCCAGGUAAUUGAGAAAGCAUAAAUCUGCUGGCUCCUUGUUGAGACUUCAGGAGAGUAAAACCAGGCAAAAUGUUACUGUGAGUGUUUCACUGGAAAUGUAAAAUCUUUGUGUUUUAGAGUAUUUGUUUUAGUAAGAAAAGUUUACACAGCUUGUGGAGAGUUAUUUUGUUGGAAAAUAAAUUUUUGUAGCUUCUCCACUUUUUCUA
Molecule: messenger RNA, 6295 nt
Organism: Chroicocephalus ridibundus (black-headed gull)
Lineage: Eukaryota; Metazoa; Chordata; Aves; Charadriiformes; Laridae
Gene: CACNB2
Product: calcium voltage-gated channel auxiliary subunit beta 2
Exons: 13
Coding region: 3126-4937 (603 amino acids)
Biological process (GO): calcium ion transmembrane transport
Cellular component (GO): voltage-gated calcium channel complex
Molecular function (GO): protein binding; voltage-gated calcium channel activity
Source: RefSeq, a predicted model, not a curated record